AUGGCUUGCCUGAGCAGCCAAAAACUCUUGAAGGAUAAGCAGACUCGCGACGCUAACUCCAUUACUUCUCUCUCACUCACACACAGAGCUCUCUCGGAUAUAUCUUGCUUGAGGGAAUUCCAGAACUUGGAAAAGCUGGACCUUGCCUUCAAUAAUCUCACCUCACUUCAGGGAUUGAGUUCGUGUGUGAAGUUGAAGUGGUUGUCAGUUGUGCAAAACAAAUUGGAAAGCUUGAGAGGAAUUGAAGCACUCUCUAACCUGACUGUGUUAAAUGCGGGAAAAAAUAAGCUUAAAUCAAUUGAUGAAGUUCGUUCCCUUGUCAGCUUACGUGCUCUGAUUUUGAAUGAUAAUGAUAUUGUUUCCAUUUGCAAACUUGAUCAAAUGAAAGAGUUGAACACUGUUGGUGAAUGUUGGAAAUGUGCUCUUUUUGACUGGCUGGAGCGUAUUGCAUUCUGCUCUCUGGCAAUGUCAAAUAAGAUGUGUGAACAUAAAGCUGCUGUUUUGAAGCUUACCUUAGACAUCAUCAUGGUUCAAGAUUUUCAGGGGUCCAUAUCAAUAAAUUGUUUUAUGGAACAUGUUGAGGGCCAUGGGGUGUAUGCUGGGACUCACAAAAACUCGAGAUUUCUUUGGGAUAACAAUACUUCUCUUGUUUUGUCUCGAAAUCCAAUUCGUGAAAUUGGCGAAUCUCUGGUCAAGGUGAAAUCUAUCACAAAGCUUUCUCUCUCAAAUUGCCAACUUCAAACCAUUGACUCAUCACUUAAAUCUUGCAUUGAGCUGAAAGAGCUCCGACUUGCUCAUAAUGAUAUCAAGACUCUUCCAACCGAAUUGGCCUAUAAUAAGAAACUCCAGAAUUUGGACUUGGGGAAUAAUGUGAUCACAAGAUGGUCAGAUGUAAAGGUGCUGAGUUCUUUAGUUGAUCUGAAAAACCUAAAUCUACAAGGAAACCCCAUUGUUGAGAAUGCUAAAACAACCAAGAAGGUCCAGAAAUUUUUGCCAAAUUUGCAUAUAUUCAAUGCCAGACCUGUAGAUAAAAGCACCAAGAAGGGAAGCAGCGGUAGACCAGAUGAUUCUUCGCUUAUCCCCACCAAUGAGCUGGACGAUCUUAAGGAAAAGGAAAAGGAUUGCACAAGGGAAACGAAGUCUUCAAAACAUGUGAUGGAUCAAAGAAGUGGACAUUUUGAUAAUGCUGAUGAUGAAGUGGAGAAGGAUUUGAAGCAGAGAAGGAAGAAAACAAAGGGCGAAGUCUCGAAGAAGGAAGAAGCUUCAACCGAUGAAAAGGAUGAUAAUGUGGUCGAAAAGAAAUUAAAGAGGAAAAAAACAAAUGAGAAAGAAGACCCUUCUAAUGACCUUGAAAUGGAGGAUUUGAGAAGAAAAGGGAAAAAAUCUCUUGAGAAGCUAUCAGAAGACGAUGUUCAUGACGAUGAUAGAAAUAAAGUAAAAAGGAAACUGAAGAGUAAAAAAUCAAGGGAAGAACUAAAUGAACUCGAUAUUAUUGAUAAUGGGGAAGUAUCAUUUGCAGACCUUUUUUCCGUUGAUGCUGCAGAAAAUCCAAAACAUGGUAGUGAAAGUAAAACACUUGCCAAAACUGGCAUAAAUGCACCGAGUGGCUUGUUAACCGUCUCUGCAAAGAAAAAGAAAAGUAAAAACCAGGGUUUGGUUUCUACAAUCCCGUUGUCCCCUGCAGUUGAAGUUGGAAUGGGUGGGACAUCAACAUGGGGUGACGAGUAG
Molecule: messenger RNA, 1728 nt
Organism: Dovyalis caffra
Lineage: Eukaryota; Viridiplantae; Streptophyta; Magnoliopsida; Malpighiales; Salicaceae
Source: the annotation of a GenBank genome assembly